AACGGAGAUUUUCGAAUGUGGGGUCUGAAUCACAGUCCACACGAAGGAACAAAACCAAGAACACCACUUUACUUUCUCUUUCCUUCUCCGCCACUGUUAAGGCUUGAGAAGAAGACAAUGGUGGCUUGUGAAACAUGAAGAGGAGCACUGUGUUAUGCAUGUUCAAUGGCAUGUCAUUGUGCUUCUUACAAUGCCUUUACAUUUUCACCAACCAGAGAGUUCAUCACCACCACCACCACCAACCACAUCAUGUCAAAAACAUCAUCCACUACUACUAGAUGCAGACCCUUUCUCUUGUCCAUCACCAAUGCCACACCAUCCUACAACACCCUUGUUUCUGAGGCUGUUAGGCUUUUGGUUCCUUCAGCAAGAUUUGAAGCUUCAAAACUGAAGGUUGUUCUAUUGGAAGAUCAGAUAAACAAACACGCUAGUAUUAUUCCAAGAACCUACAUUCUAUCCCAUUGUGACUUUACAGCUAAUCUGACUUUAGCGGUGUCCAAUGUGAUCAACCUAGAGCAGUUGAGAGGGUGGUAUGAGAAGGAUGAUGUUGUAGCUGAAUGGAAGAAAGUGCAAAAUGAUAUGUGCCUACAUGUUCAUUGCUUUGUCAGUGGUCCCAAUUCCUUCCUGGAUCUGGCUGCUGAAUUGAGAUAUCACAUAUUCUCCAAGGAGAUGCCUUUGGUACUCAAAGCAAUUCAUUGUGGAGACUCUGCACUUUUCCGUGAGCAUCCUGAAUUGCUGGAUUCUAUAGUUAGAGUAUAUUUUCAUUCUUGCUCAGAAAAAUACAACAGGAUGGAAUGUUGGGGACCUCUCAGGGAUGCAAUGGAGGGAAAACAAGCAGAUCAGUUCCAAGGGUCAAUAAGAAGAGAUAGUCCUGAAAAGUUGCGGAGCCCAAAGUCCAUCUUCCAAGCUCUUUUUGCUUUUCUUCUUUGAAAUAUAUCAAUAACUUGGAUUAUUUGUUUGUAUCCCAAUUCCUCCCACAGCUCAGCAAUUCAGGUGGGUUAGACAAAGCAAAAUUCAGCUUGCAAGAAUGAACUAAUCCCAAAAAGAAACUAUGUAUCUUUGGGAAGACCCAAAACCAAAAGAAAAAUGUAAAGUUGCACAAAAGCAGAUUUCUUGUGCCACCAAGGCAAUUUGCUUUUAUGAUUUCUGUGACUGCUAUUGUAAAAUUUUAAAAUUAAAUAAUGAUACGUGGAUAAUUUUUAGCAUUA
This is a messenger RNA of Glycine soja, 1208 nucleotides long. Its product is annotated as protein STAY-GREEN LIKE, chloroplastic-like. The transcript has 5 exons. NCBI's taxonomy places the organism in Eukaryota, Viridiplantae, Streptophyta, Magnoliopsida, Fabales, Fabaceae. The coding region runs from base 166 to 930 and encodes 254 amino acids. The record is from RefSeq and is a predicted model, not a curated record.